Aspergillus brunneoviolaceus CBS 621.78 is the source of this 516-nucleotide messenger RNA. RefSeq lists its product as uncharacterized. The record is from RefSeq and is a predicted model, not a curated record. NCBI's taxonomy places the organism in Eukaryota, Fungi, Ascomycota, Eurotiomycetes, Eurotiales, Aspergillaceae. The transcript is spliced from 3 exons. The annotation marks the transcript as partial.
GCCAUACAGUCUCCGACCGUCCCGGAAUCGUAUCCCAUCGCCUACCGCUGGUACAUGCCAAAGUUGAUCAAACACUGUGAGAAUGUAUCCCCGAUCCCCGUCACCGCCAAAUGUAGUGCUUACAAGCUGCAGACCGUUUGGCUGAGAAGCGCUAUGGAAGAUCCCUGCCUGUUUCAUGCCACGCUGUUCGCCGGGUCUUCACACUUUGAUAUCUGUCGGGGACAGAAGCAAAGCAUGAUCACCCUUUACCACUAUAAUGAGCUGAUCAAGCUGGUCAAAAAGCGACUUGCCGACCCAGCGACCGCGUUGGACGAUCGCACGAUCGCUUCCAUCACCCCACUGGCACUAUUUGCUAAUCUUGGUGGUGAUCGAGCUUCAGCUGAAGUACAUCGAGCUGGCCUGGAAAACAUGGUUUUGCUACGGGGCGGGAUGCACAACCUGGGCUUGGACGGUCUAAUUUCAUCACUCAUCCACAUGUUCGUUUGGUCUUCUCGGGGCGUUCCCUCCUUUCCUUAG